Lasiodiplodia theobromae is the source of this 1467-nucleotide messenger RNA. RefSeq names its product Calcium-independent phospholipase a2-gamma. Gene Ontology annotation, biological process: arachidonate metabolic process. The transcript is spliced from 4 exons. The coding region runs from base 1 to 1467 and encodes 488 amino acids. NCBI's taxonomy places the organism in Eukaryota, Fungi, Ascomycota, Dothideomycetes, Botryosphaeriales, Botryosphaeriaceae. Gene Ontology annotation, cellular component: membrane. The record is from RefSeq and is a predicted model, not a curated record.
AUGUACCUUAUCGGACAGAUUGAGCUUGGUCGCAUCCCAGGCUAUGAAAAUGACAGUCAAGCAAGGGAAGAUGACGACAGCGAGCCUACCGGCGUGGAAGAGAGUGUGGAGGCAACAUUUCGGUGGAGUGCUAAAAGCUUCAAGCCCCAUCACUACUUUGACUACAUCGUGGGAACUAGUACUGGAGGAUUGAGCGCUAUCAUGCUAGGCAGACUGGAGAAAGACGUAGAUUUCGCACUUGCACAGUACGACACCAUCGGCGAGAUCGUCUUCGCACACCCGCGUCCGUCAGGCAGUAUCUCCACCCGACUCAAGGUGAACAGACUUGUUGGCCUCAUCAGGACCAAGUACAGCGAGACAAGGAAGAAAGAAGCGAUCCUCAGUGUCAUCCGAAACACGAUCCCACGAGACAAACAGUCCCAGAUGCAUGAAGAAAGGUUGACUUUGAAGCAUGACGAGCAGCGAUGCAAGACAUUUGUUGUCUCAUACGGAUCGCCGGAAGUGGCAUUGAAGCUAGCCACCUUGUUUCGAAGCUACGAACUACCUCGAGAGCGCGGAAAAGACAACACAGAUGGUCCCGGGGAUGUGCCUUUGUGGGCUGCUGCUCGAGCUACGUCUGCUGCACCAUUCUACUUCGAACCCCUGAAGCUGUACGGUGCCGAGUACAUUGACGGCGGGAUAGUGGCCAAUAAUCCGGCUCUCUUGGCAUAUGAGGAAAUGAGACGAGCACAUGCGAUGAAACCUCUGCAGAUUGUGUCAAUCGGAACAGGUGAAUCUCGUCCGGCUGCAGAUUAUAAGAAGCCCGCACAACUCGGCAAAUGGAACAUCUUCAAGGUCCUAGCAGAUGUGGCAACGCAGUCAGAAGACACACACUCAAAACUGGAAUUUCGACUCAAGGGCGUUGCUCCGAAAGUGCACUAUCUCAGACUCAAUGUCGAGAAUCCAGAACUCGCCAAAGUGCAACUCGAUUCCUGGGAGCCGAGAAGCGCAAAGAACGGGCGAGGAGGUCACAAAACCAAAGAUAACAUCACAAAUCUCACAAAAGAAUACCUCAAGUCCCCAAAGGUAAACUCCGAUCUCCUGGACUGCGCAAAGCGUCUCGUAGCCGUCCGCCGUAAACGGGCUGAAUCACCAGAGUGGGAGCUUUACGCGUGUCGCAUCGCCUACUUUUGCAAGCACCCGGAUUGCAUCAAUAGCAAGCAUCCUACACACCACGAGACCAGACACUUGCUUCGAGAACACGUCAAAAAGAUUCAUGGCUUUAUCGUCGAUGAUGGGUCGUCGGAUCCAGUCCAAUGCUCAGUAGGCCCAUGCUGUCAUACAGCCAGACGACCUUUGUUCCGCCGCAGCGAGAGUUUGGAGGAUUUUCGUGAUCACUUGAACCGCAUCCACGGCAUUAGUCGUGCGAGUCUCAAGGACCCGGAGGAAUUUGAGAACUGGUUGAGUUCGUGCAGAGAGCUAAAAUGA